Molecule: messenger RNA, 210 nt
Organism: Linum trigynum
Lineage: Eukaryota; Viridiplantae; Streptophyta; Magnoliopsida; Malpighiales; Linaceae
Source: the annotation of a GenBank genome assembly
AUGGACAACAAGCUUAAUGCCUGGAAAGCUAGAACUCUUUCACUAGUUGGAAGAGUCACUUUAGCCACUGCUGUGCUGAAUGCCAUACCCAACUAUGCUAUAAUUCAUUUACUUGACUGGGAUACUAUUUGCAAGCCUAAGGAUCAAGGGGGGCUAGGUCUUAGAAGUGCUCGUUGCUUGAAUCUGGCAUACCUGGUUAAGUUGGCCUGA